CAUAAACAAGAUCUCUCAAUCACAAGAUGCAUACACAUAAUGUUUCAUCAAAUUCAACAUAGGGAGAAUUGAUAAUGCUAUAACUAUAUAUCUACCACCAACUAUAUUUUUUGAUUAUUUGUAGCUGAUCGAACAGAAUAGAGAGAGGAUGGUGAAUCUAGUAGCAGCUCAGAAGCCACUCAUACAUGGGCUGAUGAAGAUGGCCGGCAUAGUCCCUCACACCGUCCAAAUCGACGAGGGCACCGUCAUGAACAUUUGGGUCCCUCGAGACAACCUCAAGAAGAAGCCCAAGACGAGCAUUAAACCUGUAGUAGUGCUCGUCCAUGGCUUCGCCGGUGAGGGCAUAGUCACCUGGCAAUUCCAGGUGGGAUCUCUAACAAAGAAGUACUCCGUCUACGUUCCCGACCUCCUCUUCUUCGGCGGCUCCUUCUCCGACAGCCCGGACAGGUCGCCGACGUUCCAGGCACAAUGUCUGCUGAAGGGCUUAAAGAAGCUGGGUGUAGAGAGAUGCACGGUGGUGGGGUUCAGCUACGGCGGCAUGGUGGCCUUCAAGAUGGCGGAGCUCCACCCGGAGAUGGUGGACGCCAUGGUCAUCUCCGGGUCGAUACUGGCCAUGACGGACUCCAUUAGCAACGCCACACUCGAGGAGCUCGGCUUCUCUUCCUCGUCUGAGCUUCUCCUCCCCACCUCCGUCAAGGGUUGCAAGGCACUUCUCAAAGUCGCCGCAUACAAGAAGUUAUGGUUCCCCGAUCGCCUCCAUAGAGACUUCCUCGAGGUGAUGUUUAGCAAUAGAAAGGAAAGGGCUGAGCUGCUGGAAGGCCUUGUGGUUAGCACCAAAGAGACAAGCAUCCCAUGUUUUUCUCAGAGAAUACAUCUUCUAUGGGGAGAGGAAGAUCAAAUAUUUAAGCUGGAACUUGCCCAAAAAAUGAAAGAGCAGUUGGGAGACAAAGCCACAUUUGAGGGCAUAAAGAAAGCAGGUCACUUGGUUCACUUGGAAAGGCCUUGUGUCUACAAUAGUUGUCUCAAGAAAUUUCUUGCUUCCUUGCAGUUGGAUGAAGAAGCUACCAAAUGAAGCUAUAUACUAGUAGUAUUAGUUAUAUAGGCAAUUGAAUUAUUGUCUUUUUUUUCUAGAUAAAUGUGAACUCUUGAUUUUGUUCAUUUUUUUUUCUUUCCUUUCUAGUAGGUGUGGUCUUAAAUUUGUUCUUUUGAACUGAUGGAAACUUUGGUGGAUUUUCUUGGAUACCUUAAAGUGUGUGUGAUGUAACCUUUCUAUAUAAGUUAUUGAUCUUGGUUGAAAAAAAAAAGUUAUUGAUCUUGGUACCA
Messenger RNA from Salvia hispanica, 1323 nucleotides. RefSeq lists its product as uncharacterized. Lineage: Eukaryota; Viridiplantae; Streptophyta; Magnoliopsida; Lamiales; Lamiaceae. The record is from RefSeq and is a predicted model, not a curated record.